AUUAUUAUUUUUCUCUUCAAUUCGUUACUUCAUCUGGUGCGGGAAUGCGCUGUGCAUGAGGGAUAUCGAUCUCCUGAGGGGUCACUUUGGAGCAGGAGGAGAAAUACUACUACAAAAAAAAAUAAACCCUGGACAUUUUGCAUCCAAGACAAUUGCAUUUUUUGUUGUUGUUGUUGGAACAUCUGUAAACAAGUAAACAAGAUCAAGGGAGAGGAGGAGCGCGUGUCGUGCGCUCUAUGCAUUUUCUGUCUUUCUUGCAAAGAAAAAACAAACAUUAAGGACAACCUGCUGAAUUGCAUCGCGGUGCAACUCGUAAACAUGAUGCGCGCGAUCUCAAUCUUCACCGCUUUGCUGCUGGCGCUGCUGCCUGAAGGACCCAGCGGCGCCCGUGCAGUGGAGUUUGGUUAUUUCCCUGACAACAUUACAGUGCUGGAAGGGCAGAGCGUGAUUCUGAGGUGUAAGAUCGAUGAGGAAGUGACCCACAAGGCCUGGCUGAACCGCUCCAACAUCCUGUUCACAGGGAAUGAGAAGUGGUCUCUGGACUCACGGGUGUCGAUGGCCAACAAUAACGAGAGCGAUUUCUCCAUCCAGAUCGAGCGGGUGGCCGUGGCUGACGAGGGGCCGUACACGUGCAGCUUUCAGGCACGAACCAAGCCACGCACUGCACACGUCUACCUCAUUGUCCAAGUCCCAGCGAGGAUAGUCAACAUCUCUCAGGAUAAAUCGGUCAACGAGGGCGAUGAUGUAAACCUCUUUUGCCUGGCGGUUGGCCGGCCCGAGCCCACCAUCACCUGGAAGGACUUAAAAUCUGGACGCAUGUACGAGGGAGAGUUUCUGGACAUUACAGAGAUCAAACGGCAUCAAGCUGAAGAGUUCAUGUGCAUCACGAACAACGGUGUGGCGCCACCGGAUACACGCCGGGUCAAGGUCACAGUGAAUUAUCCACCCAUAAUCACAGACAUAAAGAAUAUGCCAGCUCAAGUGGGGAAGACGGCCAUCUUGCGAUGUGAGGCCCUGGCUGUCCCGACAGCAUCUUUUGAGUGGUACAGGGACGACCGGAGACUGAUGGAUACCGACAACACGCUAAGGAUUAAAAACGAGAAGACGCGUUCCCUGCUGCUUUUCACCAACGUCACUGAGAAACACUUCGGCAACUACACCUGCUUCGCCGCCAACCGCCUAGGGGCCUCCAACGCCAGCAUGCUGCUCUUCAGGCCGGGGGCAGUGUACGGCGGAAGCGUGUCGCUAAGCGCCUGCCUAUCAGGACUCAUCUUCUGGCUCAGCCUCUCCAUCUCCGUCCUGCUGAAGGUCUAACGCGUCGCCACCUCGGAAAGGAGUCUUUAAACGACGAACCCAUCACUGUGAAUAAAAAAGAAAAAAAGAAUUAUGCAUUAACCCAGGAGCCAUCUCUUGCAUCUUAUAAUCACCCUUCCUCCCGUCUCCCUGCUCAUCAUCCCAUUUCCACCCAUCUUAGGCAACCACUGGCCACUGCCUCUCCCGCUUCUCCAGCGAAGGUCACCUUUUCGAUGUUCAUAGCUGUUGUGGUGAUGAUUGUAAAAAAAAAAAAAAAAAAGAAAAAAAAAAAACGAAUGCUAAAUAUGUAAAGGUGCCGAGCGGAGCGCGUCAUUGUCUGAGUGUGCACGUGCUGGAAAAUGGUUGUAUAUUUGUGGAUGCUGUGACAUUAAUGGUGUUUAUGAGGAAUGUGAUAUAUGUAUGAUGAUGAUGAUGAUGAUGAUGAAGAUGAUGAUGAUGAAGCUGUGGCUGUUCACCAGCAGGCCACGCCUCAGUGGCCUUCGCUCUCUCGGAUCUGAGCAGCAGAAUCUUUUCUGUGAAUGAUGUCAAAUCUCAUCUACGCUAAGGGUCAACAAUAUCAUGGGGGGAGGGAAGAAUGAUUCCUCCCCCCUUCACACACCGCCCUUCUCUUUUUGCAUUCGCUGGAGGUCUUGACCCAGGGCAAAGCAGGUGACCCCAGUUCAACCUUCCAGUCCUUCCACGAUUUCAUCACAUUACUACAUACACUCAGUGUAAAUAUAUAUGCAGUAGAGGCCAUCCCAUGAUUCCAUAUACAUUAGUCAAUUUCCCAUCAGCCUCUCUGUUUCAGGCUUUUUGGCUUGGAGGUUAUGUUUCUGGUGUCUCCCAAACAAGCCCCCGACCCCCGUUGCCCCUUCGGUCACUCUUCCUUGUCGCUUGUUGAUAGCAUGUACUGGUUAGAAAUGUUCCUGUUGUGCUGUCCAUCGAAGCCCAAGCCCCCUCAAUAGCCCCUGCACUGUGUACAUUUAAUCUGCAAGCUUAACUGCUAAUUGCUUUUUUUUUUUUGGUGUUAAUAAUGAUGAUGAUGAUGAUGAUGAUGAUGAUGAAAAUGAUGAUAAUAAUAUGGAUGAUGUUGAUGAAGUAUUUGAAAUCGAUAUUACGAUAAUUACAUGUGAAAAAAAAACAUAAUCCCAGAGCCAUGUGUGCGAAAAAUAUUUUGUACUUUGCUCUGAACAAAAAAAAAUAUGAUAAUAAUAAUAAUGAUAAUAAUAAUACUUUUUUUUUUCAAAGUGUCGUGCUCUAUUUUGCCAUGAGAAACUUUUUAAAAACAGGUUGAUGAGCUAGAGCGCAGCAAAACCCCGCUUUGAAUUAGCCCCCCCUUGCGCUGCUAGCGCGCCACAAUGCUAGACUGCUCUAACAAGCUAAGAGUUAUUACGCAAUGUGGGGUUUUGCUGCGCAUCCACGCGCAGCUCGCAAAGGGAGCGAUUGAUGAAAUGUAAUAUAAUUUGUACCGUGUACGUAUUUAAAAACGUUCCUUUUUAAAGGCUCUGUACUGUAUCGAAUGUAUGCUAACCUUUAUGCCGUCCCAACGUUUUUCGCUGUAACAUCGUUAGCCAUCUCGGCCGAAAAUCUUUUCGGCAUUUCUGAAAUCCUGUGUGCUCGCCCCCUUCCUUCGUUCGUUCCUUUGAUUCCUUCCUUCCUCCAGCCGUUUUUUCGAGAGGGAGCCAAAUUAGUGGGAAAUAGAGACGUAAUUAGCGAGCAGAUCGCUAAGCGAGGGCGCCGUCGCUCUUCUCCUCAUCGCUCCAUCUGCUGAGGAGCAGAGCUCAUAAAUCAAGCUCAAUCCAGGCACUGACAGGGACCCUCUUCAAGGACGACAGUGUCUCGGCGGUGACUAAUUAACCGCCACUUACAGACACGUAGAGAAGACGCUGCGACCAUGUGCUCGGCGGCGCAUGGCUUAACAGUGAGCGCUGGUUUCCGCGAAACGCGUACGCCGUAUGCAAUUUCUCCCAUUCAUGGACAAAAGCAAAGGUUAGGAGCCCGUCACUGAGUCACGUGACUGCUGUAUAUAGCAUGUUGUGUCCCCAUAGCUAUUUUAUUUAAUUUUUUUGUCAAAACCAGCAAUAACCAAACUAAAACAUAAAUGUAAAGAAGUAUCUAAUUGGCGUAAUCUGUUAAGUGUUGACCGGAGUGCCAUGCUAAUCUAAUCCUGAAAGUGUUGUGUGAUAAAUUAAUGUCAUGUGUGUGAUGGAAGGAGCUCUGAGAGCAGUGUUUAAAGGUUGACCCGGCCUGUAUGCGUCUCCAUACCUGUAACAUCUCUCUCUUUCUCUCUCUCGAUCGAUCUAUCUAUCUGUAUGGAUCUAUCUAUGGUGUGCAAAUCUGUACUGUAUCGCCACAAAUGCAACACACAUGCAUGUUUUGAGAUCCCAUCCAAAUUCUUUUCCUUUGUGUUCAAUUCGAAGCACAAAACCAACCAGUCCCAGUGCUUUCUCUCUCUCUCUCUCUCUCUCUCUACCCAUCUGUCUUCGUCCCGAUCUUUUUCUAUCUUGUUCAUGACUGCGCUGCCCGUGUAAAGCCCAAUGAUCCAUGGUGAACCUAUCUGUGCUCAUGUUUUCUCCUGAACAAUAAGUAAACAACAAAAAAGAUAGCAAGUAUGUCAUGUUUCUCAAUGUGGGUUAAAAAAAGAAGAAAAAAAGAAAGAAAAAAAAAGCAUGUCAAUGUUUGUUAUGGGUGGAUUUUCCUUUAAAAAAAAAAAACGUGUGAAAAGUGAAAAGAAUAUGAAAAGUGUGUUUGUGUGUGUGUGUGUGUGUGUGUGUGUGUGUGUAAGGCAAGGAGGGGGUGGAUUGGUUUUAAAAACUGGAAGAUUGAAGUAUGAUUUGAUAUAAGCUCCCCUGUAGAGAUGAGUGAUUGUGGGUAACCUGGAGGUCUGCUUUGAGGGGGGGGUGAAGAGAGGCAUGUGAGGGAGAAAGGGUGCGAUGGGCCGGCGCUGACCAGACACUGAACUCCCUUUGUAUGCAUGCGAUUAACUGGAAGACAGCAGCUACAAAUCAGCUCGCCGAUCCAUUUUUUAUAAAGGCAGAUAGCGUGUAUUGAUUUUUUCCUACCGCUUCGCUCUGCUGCUUGUGUCCACACGUUUAAAAUGUGCUCCGAUGCUAAUGUCCUACUAGUGUCUACUGAGAAUGAUGGAUAGCACACGCGUUUGUAAGAGGCCUCCAAUUGAUCUACGGUACAAACGCGCCAUCUUUUUUUUCUUUCACCACAUGGAUUCUCACAACCUAUCCAGUCAGAGCUCUUACAAAUCUCCAAUCAGGAAGUACUCGAGCUUACGUGUGUCCAGACAGGAGAGUAUAUGUCCAAAAAAUCAACUUUACCUUAUAUGUAUCUAGUAAGGAUGCACUCGAACUCCCACAGGUGCCAAUCAGGAGGCAAUUGAGAUUACACAUCCAAUCAAGAAGCGCUUAAGAUUACUUAUGUCCCAUCAGGUGGUGCCUACAAGCAUACAAGUGUACAAUCAAGCUCCAUUUUAGCUUAUGCAUGUCCAAUCAGGGCUUACACCUGAGCUUGCACCUGUCCAAUCAGAAGCCAUCUGAACUUUCCUGUAGUACUUUGGAGAAACAAUACAACUCAUAGUUUUUGGUAUGUUCGUCCUUUCGGCUUCUCCAUAGCAUGCAAGAAGCCUACCAUUAAGCCAAUGCACUUUUUUGUAUGUUAUUAUUAUAAAAUUUGUAGCUAUAUGACUUUUUGAUAGCUCUGAUGUCCCAGUUUAUUACACUUCUGUUUACAAUUUUACUACUCAAAGUGUCUCUAAUAAAACCAGAUCAUGGAAAGAAAUUAAAAGCAAAAACCAACCAUUGUUGGUUAAUCUUAAAAUCUUUUAUCUUAAAGAGCUUCAAUUUGUCUUAAAUCAGAAUUCAGGUCCAUAUACAGUAAGUACGUUACCAUAGGUCUUGAUUGUUUAAAUUAUCCUGCUCUGCAUGAAAAAGCAGUAUGGCUACCAAGAACUACCUACAGUAUAUGGCUAGUUUCAUGGAAAGAAAAGAGAUAAAUUGCAUCCUUAUCUUUAAAAGAUACCAAGUCAGUUUAGCUCAGUGAGACUGCAGAAGCAUCAUAUGAGUCUCAGCUAAACUUUGGAAUGCAUUUUUUGCGCAGAAUGAGGGUUGUGGUAUUUGGCGCAAUUACUUACUGUACAUUGUACUUACGUUCUGCGUGAUAAACUUCAUAGUUGGUGUGCAAAGGAAGAAAAUUUAUAAUGACCGAGACCCACAGUAUUGUACUUAAAUGCGCCUCAAUUUUGAUUCAACACAGACUCGAAUAAACCCAAACUAUCCCUUUAAUCAUAGAGCUUAACUAAUACAAAAGCAUUCAUUUGAUUUUACUACCAAAUACCGUACUGUACAUACAAAAUUUGUUUAAAACAAUUUUUAAACAUAGAAUUUUAUUAUAUUACACCUACAUAGUUUUUUUUUUAAAGGCACAAACCGUUUUGUUCUUUAACCUUAGGGAGGUUAUGUUGGGGUUGGAAGACAGCAAUGGAAACGUUAGAAUAAGUUAGAAAGUUCUGCUCAGAGCAAGCCAGAUUGAUUUCUGAGGCUUAGAAGUGAGAUAGAAUUCAAUUAAAGUAUAGAUCCGAACAGCUGAGGGUUAAGAGUAUCGCUUGAGGGCUUAAUGGUGCCUUGCUGGCAGUAAUGGGAUUUGAACUGACAACCUUCUGAUCAGAAAUACACUACUUGAAUUCCCAAGCGGAAUUAUCUGAACGCUUUUAACCAAACCUGGGAACGAUAUUUUGAGUAAAUAUAAGGCAAAUUUAACUUUGGAUGG
Molecule: messenger RNA, 6069 nt
Organism: Clarias gariepinus (North African catfish)
Lineage: Eukaryota; Metazoa; Chordata; Actinopteri; Siluriformes; Clariidae
Gene: iglon5
Product: IgLON family member 5
Exons: 8
Cellular component (GO): neuron projection
Source: RefSeq, a predicted model, not a curated record